AUGGACUUUGGCUCCGGUAAUGUUUCUGGAAACAACGCGACGGUAGACGACUUUGGAGGUGUUCCGACCGGAUUGGAAUAUGAUCUCGAUACUACCAUAGGACUUUAUGCAUCUCAUGUUGGAGUAAAAUGUGCCUUUGGUGA
This is a messenger RNA of Acaulospora colombiana, 143 nucleotides long. Lineage: Eukaryota; Fungi; Glomeromycota; Glomeromycetes; Diversisporales; Acaulosporaceae. The record is from the annotation of a GenBank genome assembly.